This is a messenger RNA of Triticum aestivum (bread wheat), 1244 nucleotides long. RefSeq lists its product as uncharacterized. Lineage: Eukaryota; Viridiplantae; Streptophyta; Magnoliopsida; Poales; Poaceae. Bases 346 to 795 code for a protein of 149 amino acids. The transcript has 4 exons. The record is from RefSeq and is a predicted model, not a curated record.
CCUCCCGCGCCUGCCUCCCUGCCCUGCCCCUCUCCUCCCGCCUCGCCGCCACCUCCUCUCCCCUCCCGCGCCCGCCUUCCUGCCCUGCCACCGGCGCCGCCGCCGCCGCUCUCCCGGGUAGGCCCGUGGCUGGAUGAGACGAGGGAGGGAGCCUAUCUCGCCUCUUCGUCCUCCCAUUCGCCACACCCAUCUUCCCCACACUCGCCGCCGCCACCACCCUUCGUCCCUCGUGCUCCGCCUCCUCCCCUCCCGUCCCCUCCCGUCGCUUCGUCCCUGGUGCUCCGCCUCCUCCCAUCCCCUCCCGUUGCCCGAAUCACCCUGAGGAAUGACGGGGCAAGAAUAGAGAUGGCGACGGCGGCCGGAUCCGAAGAUGGCGGGGCAGCGACCACUCCCGUGAGGCCCGACGGCGAGCAGCUCCUCCUACUGAGCGCCGAGGGGGUGGGGAGAAGCACUGUACCCUCCUCCCCCGACGACCCGGCCCCCAAACCACUCCACUACGGCGUCCCGACCCGCGCCUCGACGCCCUUCUCGGCGCCUACACCUGGUUCUCCGUCCAACUCCAUGGCUGGCAGCAAGGGGCUGCCCGACGUGGUGCUCGGUGAGGUCGAGGACGCCGCGUACUGCCUUCCACCUCGCGUCUACCCCGCCACCACCCACUGGCAAGAGGCCCCAGCCACUCCUCUUGAUCUCCACCACGUUGCCGUCACCGGGAGGAGGUGCUCAUUGCCUUCGGGAACCACCACGGCCAACGGAUCUAUUGCUGCGUUCGUCAAUCUGUUGGUCCGCUGUCUAUAGGUGCUUGUUGUUCUGCCCAGUUCGUCGUGUUCGGUCUUCGGCUACCUCUUUGCAGGACGGCCUGCCACCUCUCUUACUGUCUAGGUCACCGCGACGCUCAGUGGUGCCAAGCUCUAGUUGGGGAUGGUAGUCCGUGGGCAAGGCAGGGCAUCAAUGCCGUCGACCCCUCCGCCCCACGCCACGUGAGAGAGUACCUCGCCUGGAUCCGGAGGUGAAGUUACAGUGAACUCAUGUAGUCAAGGUACGAACCCUACCCCUCUCCCUCCCGACGGAGCUCUCCUCACGCCUUUUGUGUUUCCCUUGCUCGGACAUCGCUUGAUUUUUGGAGCAUCAAGGAACUUGUGUGAUUCUUGGCAGAGACCUAAGUCUGUAAGGAAUAUCAGUGAUGAUGAUUUCUCUUGCCUUAUGUAAAUAUAUUCAGUUAGUUCAUCUGAGACCAUUACAAUUUG